Racocetra persica is the source of this 441-nucleotide messenger RNA. Lineage: Eukaryota; Fungi; Glomeromycota; Glomeromycetes; Diversisporales; Gigasporaceae. The record is from the annotation of a GenBank genome assembly.
AUGUAUGUAUAUAAAGAAUGUAGGGACCGCGGUGAAUACAUGAAAUUGAAAUGCGCACCAAUGGAUUAUAAUUGUCAAUGCGAUGCUGUUAAAGCAAUUCAACUUUGUUUCCUACAAUGCGCGGACGAUAUAAAUAUUACAAAUGAAGGAAAAGCUUUAGAGCCUUCUGUCGCCCAAAUCUGUGCAUACAGUACGCCGGUGAACCCCACAUCAUCGACUCCUAUAAGCCCAGAUAAAAAUAGUAUUCCGACAACACAAAAGUCGUUACCAGAAACACAGAAUAAUUCGCCUAUUCGUAAUGCUACAACACCUACUGUUGCAUCUACUGUUGCACCUACUGCUUCAUCUAAUGUAAAAAAUAGUAGCAAUAGCUUAAAACGAUGCUGGAAUAACUUAAUAAUAGUAUGUGGUGUAAUUUCUUUUGGCUUUAUAGUAGUAUAA